AAUUCACGAAAGAUUCCGGAAGGGACCUCACGACGGGAAGCAGCAGCAGCAAGCUAGUCAAGACUUCGGAUCAUUCCCUCUUGACCACAUUGUACAAUAUACGUUUAUAUUUCUGUCAUACAUUAUGUCUGUACUGUGUUAUAAUAAGGGAUGUGGACAACGUUUUGAUCCCGACAAGAAUUCAGACGACGCAUGCACAUACCACCCCGGAGUGCCAGUGUUUCAUGAUGCAUUGAAGGGUUGGUCUUGCUGCAAGAGACGAACAACUGACUUUUCAGAUUUCCUCAGUAUUGCUGGUUGCACGAAAGGCCCUCAUAAUCAGGAGAAGCCCCCUGAGACUAUUAAACCAGAAGUGAAGGCCUCUGUGGACAAGAGUGUGAAUGAUGUGAAGCCAAAGUUUAAUGAAUGCAUCACCCAAGCACCAAAACCUCUAGAGUCUAUUCAGCGACCAAGUCCAGAUGAGCCUUUCUCCAUUCUACAACAGAAGAUCUCUGCUUCGCUCAAACAGGCUUUAGAAAAGCUUAAAUUAACUGAGGAAAAUGGACAGGAGAUAAAGGAGGAGGAUAGUGAUGAAAUUAAGAUAGGGACGUCCUGCAAGAAUGGAGGCUGCAGUAAGACGUUCAACGGACCAGACAGUGAUGAAGAGACAUGUUUGUAUCAUUCUGGUGUACCUAUCUUCCAUGAAGGGUUGAAAUAUUGGAUCUGCUGUAAGAGGAAAACCUCAGACUUCAACACGUUUCUGUCUCAGGAGGGCUGUACCCGAGGAAAGCAUCAGUGGAAGAAAAAAGAUACCGGAAAGAAGGUUGUGCCAUGCAGGUUUGAUUGGCACCAAACAGGAAGUCAGGUCAUCAUUUCCAUUUAUGCCAAAAAUUCAGUACCAGAGCUGAGCUUAGUGGAGGGGAACAGCACUGUGCUUAAAAUCCACAUUAUAUUUGAAGGAGAGAAAGAAUUUGAACAGCAGAUCAGCUUGUGGGGGGUUAUUGAUGCAAGUAAAAGUUUGGUGAACAUGAUGGCUACCAAAAUUGAGAUUGUGUUGAAGAAGGCAGAACCGAUGUCAUGGGCCCGACUAGAUCUUCCACCUGUAGCUCCACCAAAGGAAAAAGAAAAGGAAAAAGAUGAUGACAGUGAGGAUGAAUCUGAUUAAAUUAAGAGGGAUCUCCAACCCUGCUCCUGGAGAGCUACCAUCCUGCAGACUUCAGUUCCAACAUACCUAUCUCUAAUCAUCAAGUAGCCCUGAACACCUUGAUUAGCUGGUUCAGGUGUGCUUGAUUGGGGUUGGAGCUGAAAUCUGUAGCUCUCCAGGAGCAGGGUUGGAGACCACUGCUGUAAGAGAACUACUAUUCUCUGAAUAGGACUGGGAAUCAUUUUCUCUGGUUCUAAGGUUUGAUACAUAAUGAAGCAUGAAUGUGUUAUAUAAAUCCUGAAAGCUCUUUGUUUGUCGAAGGUCAAACUAUAGAUUUAUUGUACAGGGCAUGUUUAAAGAAAGCUCUCAAAGAACUAAGUUACUGUUAAUAAAAUAUUUUGAUUCAAACCAAAAUGUGUGCAGUCCUAGUAAAUGGAGCAUUUCACAUUCCACUGUUUUGUUUUUGCCAAUGCACAGUGUCAUUGAAGCGGUGUUCAUUAAUAAGUUUAUCCAGAGCAAGAGUUCAUAAUUGCAAAGAUGUAAGUGAAAGCACACAUUUUCUUGCAAAAGAUUACUUGCCCUUCAAAAAAAAAAAAGUUCUGAAAUGGUUGUAAUUUACCAAUUUAGUCACUUUCAACAGACCAGGAUUUUCAUAAGGGUUGGUUUUCUUAGGAAAAAGCAGCAUUGUUAAAUUCCUAUGCAGCUUCUCCAGUAUUUAUUUAAAAAAAAAAAACUGAUGCCAAUGAGGACCAGAAACUAUUUGGUCACCCACUUUAAAAAUACCAUUUAAGUUCCACAAAGAAACUCAUAUGGUUGUAAUAACCCAGAACUUCCAUUUUUGGGUGAACUAUCCCUUAUAAGUAUUAGACUUUGACCCUGAAAUGAUCCUCAAGUCUGUUUUCAAGAAUUUUGACUGGUCAUGUACACCUGUAGCCAGCUUUACACUAAUGAUGGCACAAAACCAGGGUUACCCAUAUAGUCAACAAAACCAGCCAUAUGUGAUGACACAUUAAGGUGGCUGCCGUGUUAUCUACAAGUCUCAAACUAUGCUACCUUGUCAGCAUGGCCAAUACAUUUUGUACAAAUUUUAACUGCCUUGCCCUGAAAUCUGAGCCCAAAAGAAAUAGGCCAGAACAUACUGCAAAAUGUUUUAUUUAUUCAUUCAGUUGAAGCUUAUUAAAAAAAAAAAAAAAAAAUCAGAAGUCAAAUCUCUUUUGGACAUCAGAUGCUCCAAAGACAAAGUUUGAAUCUGUGGCUUCAGUUGUCAGACACUGAUCAUCACCAUCCUGAGUGUGAAAAGAAUAGCAUCAGGGGAAUACAGAUAUUUUCAGUUUUACAUAGCGCAUUUGCAAAAUAAGUAUUAGUGGUGUUUGACACCACUUCCUAUCCUAACAACAUCCCUUGAUACCCACCUCACUGAAAUACUUCUCAAUAAGAGCUUGAGCUGCCCGAUAAACGGCAUUGUUCUCAUGGUUUUGAAGAAACUCAAUUCGAUCCAGCCCUCCCACUUCCUCCACCAACAAACAAAGCUUAUCCACCUCCCCAAGUUUCUCAGCAGCC
Cyprinus carpio (common carp) is the source of this 2683-nucleotide messenger RNA. Its product is annotated as cysteine and histidine-rich domain-containing protein 1-like. Lineage: Eukaryota; Metazoa; Chordata; Actinopteri; Cypriniformes; Cyprinidae. The record is from RefSeq and is a predicted model, not a curated record.